AUGGCGCCUCUGAAAGAUUUGCUCAAUCACGACGAAAACGCCGGUUAUCUGUCUUCUCCACCCAGUGAGGACGAGCGAAAAUACUGGGGCAGAUCGAGCGGCAGCGCUGAAUCCUCUUCUCCUUCUGAAGUUUCAGGCUGUGAAAGUGACACCGGUGGAAACCUGGUGUGCGAAUGGGACCAGUGUUGCCAAAGAUUUGCCGAGCCCGAAUUACUGUACCACCACCUGUGCAACGAUCAUGUGGGUCGGAAGUCUCAAAAAAACUUGCAACUGAAAUGCCACUGGGGACAGUGCACCGCAGAAACAGUCAAGCGGGAUCAUAUUACUUCGCAUCUCAGAGUUCAUGUACCUCUUAAACCCUUUGCGUGCUCCACUUGUGCAAAGAAAUUCAAGCGGCCUCAAGACUUGAAGAAGCAUUUAAAAGUGCAUUUUGACAAUGACACUAUCGUCAGACGCAAGAGGGGCCCCAAGCCUUUGACCAACAAAGUGGGCAAAUCCAAAAAACCAGCUUCCGAGACCGCACCAAAGCUGCCGUCAAUUACAUUCGAAUCGUUCCUCGCUAAUGAGAUUCACCGCUAUGAACCCUCCUACACUCCGCAACUUGAAGAACGUCUGCAGACAAUCAUGUUACCUGCAAGCUCUGCAGUCGGAAAUCGUUCUACAGAGUUCGUUUUCGGUCAACCUCUUCCCCCAGCACCACGGCCUACUUCUUCAACCGUAAGCGUUUCCCCGCAUUCGGUCCCUCAAGACUUAAGAUCUGCGACAGGCUUUUUUUCAAGUUUGGCUAACGAUAUGAGUCGCAGAUUACCCCGUCUACCUCACUUGAAUUCUGUUCCCACGGCGGCUCCUGUUUCUCCACUUAUGCCAUCCUCUGCUCUCCCAAGAUAUCCAUCAACACUCCAACUCCCCCCUAUUCAAUCUGGUGCCCAGUUUACUACUUCGGCCAAUUACCCGCCUUCGUGCGCUUAUCCCCCAACUAUUCCAUUUGUCUCUUCUCGAUUGGAUUCAUCAGCUAAAUUGCCACAAUUCCGUCGUGCAGAUUCGUUCAGUAUGCAUCAAAAGAACUCCGGUGGAAAUGACCAGACCUCUGACCCAAACGAACUCGGGGGUAUGUUGUCGGCGUUGGCCAUUGAUAAUAAACAAGAAGAGCUUGUUGAUGCUUUGUCCAGGGUCAAUUUUAUCAGAGACUACUUGAUGUGCACUCUAUUGGAGGAGGAAUACGAAGAGGAUGAAUUUGAAGACACUACUAAUUACAACAUGGAUGUGGCCAGCGAGGGACUCCUCGUGACAAAGCCGUUGGCCAAAUAUCCAACGGUAGUGGUGUGA
This is a messenger RNA of Lachancea dasiensis, 1326 nucleotides long. Lineage: Eukaryota; Fungi; Ascomycota; Saccharomycetes; Saccharomycetales; Saccharomycetaceae. The record is from the annotation of a GenBank genome assembly.